AAUAUGUGUACAGUGAAGACUGUAAAUAGUGUCGAAGUGAAGGUUGUGUGUUUGUUGUGUUGCUGAAGUCGAACAUCAACAAUGGAGUUGACAGAUACAUACUAUAACAAGUCUGAAUAUGUCGAAACGGCAUCAGGAAACAAGGUUAGCAGGCAAACAGUUUUGUGUGGCUCACAAAACAUAGUACUGAGCGGAAAAGUAAUUGUUCAAUCUGAUGCCAUAAUUAGAGGAGAUUUAGCUAAUGUACGGGCAGGCCGGCAUUGCAUUAUCAGUAAGCAUGCAGUCAUUCGACCACCAUUCAAAAAAUUCAGUAAAGGUGUGGCCUUUUUCCCAAUACACAUGGGUGAUCAUGUGUUUGUUGGCGAACGCUCAGUGGUAAAUGCAGCAAAUGUUGGUUCAUACGUUUACAUCGGCAAAAACUGUGUUAUUGGCAGACGAUGUGUUCUCAAAGACUGCUGCAUGAUUGAAGAUGACACUGUACUACCACCAGAAACAGUUGUUCCAUCAUUUACGCGCUACUCUGGAUCACCUGGUGUCUGUGUUGGUGAAUUGCCAGAAUGUACACAGGAUUUAAUGAUAGAAUUUACACGAAAUUAUUAUCAGCAUUUUCUACCAGCAAAAUAAGACAUGUAUUUGUGUAAACCUACUGUGUGACACUUUUUCUGUUACAAGAUUGCUUCAAAGUUGAUAUUUACUCAUGUAAUUCAAGUGGACAGUUGAAGUGUAAAUAACAGCAGUACAUUGGAAUGAUGUGCAAGUUCUCCUUACAAGGAAUUUGCACCAAAAUUUUGUGAUACUUUUGUCUGCUGACAUGUUAAAGCAAUUUCGUUUUUCUACCUUU
This is a messenger RNA of Schistocerca piceifrons (Central American locust), 841 nucleotides long. RefSeq names its product dynactin subunit 5 (gene DCTN5-p25). The record is from RefSeq and is a predicted model, not a curated record. Bases 82 to 624 code for a protein of 180 amino acids. The transcript is spliced from 4 exons. Lineage: Eukaryota; Metazoa; Arthropoda; Insecta; Orthoptera; Acrididae.